AUGACUCAUACACUUUUGCUGUGCUGCUUGGUGUUUCUUUUGCCCACAGAGUCCUGUAGGACAUUAUGCCAGGCUGCCAACAAAAGCAAAGAGAAGGUGUCUGCCAGGCCACACGGUGUAUGCGAUGGUAUCUGUAUGGACAAUUCCUACUGUACUCAACCUUGUCCUCCAGACACUCAGGGAACUAUGGGGUUUUCAUGCAGGAAAAAGAAAUGGUACAAGAUCACGGAUACCUGCCGGACUCUUAAUGCCUUCAACAUCUUUGAGGAGGAUUCAUAUACGGUUGAAUCAUUUGGAGGAGGUGUAAGAAUACAUGAACAUACUGGAAAGCCUGAGACCAUAACAGAUAUGUUGUUGGAAAAGUGUCCAAGAGAUUUGUCUUGUGUAAUUAGAAACAUUCAGCAGUCUCCCCGGAUACCAGGAAACAUCGCUGUCAUUGUGCAGCUGCUACACAACAUAUCGAUGGCGCUAUUGACAGAUGUGGAUGAGGCAAAGAUGCAGAGUUACAGCACCAUGGCCAACCACAUUCUUAACAGCAAAAGCAUCUCAAACUGGACCUUCAUUCCUGACAGAAACAGCAGCUGUGUCCUGCUACACUCAGUCAAUUCGUUUGCAAGAAAGCUAUUCAUAAGUAAACAUCCCAUUGACAUAUCAGAUGUCUUCAUUCAUACCAUGGGCACCACCGUAUCUGGAGACAACACAGGAAAAAAUUUCACUUUUUCAAUGAGAGUUAAUGAUAACGGCAAUGAAGUCACUGGGAGGGUGCUGAUCAGUAGAGAUGAACUUCGGAAGGUGCCUUCCCCUUCUCAGGUCAUCAGUAUUGCAUUUCCAACCCUUGGGGCCAUUUUGGAAGCCAGUCUUUUGGAAAACGUUACUGUGAAUGGGCUUGUCCUGUCUGUCAUUUUGCCCAAAGAACUUAAAAAAAUCUCAUUGAUUUUUGAAAAGAUCAGCAAGUCAGAGGAGAGGAGGACGCAGUGUGCUGGUUGGCACUCCAUGGAGAGCAGAUGGGACCAACAGGCCUGUGAAAUGAUUCAAGAAAACCCCCAGCAAGCUGUUUGCAAAUGUAGGCCAAGCAAGUUUUUCACCUCUUUCUCCAUUCUUAUGUCACCCCACAUCUUGGAGAGCCCAAUCCUGACCUAUAUCACAUAUGUAGGCCUGGGCAUUUCUAUUUGCAGUUUGAUACUUUGCUUGUCCAUUGAGGCUUUAGUUUGGGGCCAAGUGACAAAGACGGAGAUCUCAUACUUACGCCAUGUGUGCAUUGCAAACGUUGCGGCCACCUUGCUGAUGGCUGACGUGUGGUUCAUCGUGGCUUCCUUUCUUAGUGGUCCAGUGACACACCACAAAGGAUGUGUGGCAGCGACAUUUUUUGUUCAUUACUUUUACCUUACUGUGUUUUUCUGGAUGCUUGCCAAGGCACUCCUUAUCCUCUACGGAAUCCUGGUUGUUUUCCAUACAUUGCCUAAGUCAGUCCUGGUGUCAGCUCUCUUUUCAGUGGGCUACGGAUGCCCUUUGGUCAUUGCUGUUGUUACAGUUGCUGCCACUGAGCCUGGCAAGGGCUACCUACAGCCUGAGGCCUGCUGGCUCAACUGGGACAUGACCAAGGCCCUCCUGGCCUUUGUGGUCCCAGCUCUGGCCAUCGUGGUAGUAAACCUGAUCACGGUCACACUGGUGAUCGUCAAAACCCAGCGAGCUGCCAUCGGCAGUUCCAUGUUCCAGGAAGUGAGAGCCAUUGUGAGAAUCAGUAAGAACAUUGCCAUCCUCACACCACUGCUGGGACUGACCUGGGGAUUUGGGAUAGCCACGGUCAUCGAUGGUAGCUCCCUGGCCUUCCACAUUACCUUCUCCCUGCUCAAUGCAUUUCAGGUAAGUCCAGAUGCGUCUCACUUCUCCAGAGUGAGAGAACCUGUGGAUAGGUUUUAUGAUCAGAAACUUGUGGCAUUAGAUUUCUAUAUAAAAGACAAUAGAUUUGGAAUAGCAUAUUGUGUAAGGAAAUAA
This is a messenger RNA of Propithecus coquereli (Coquerel's sifaka), 1995 nucleotides long. It is a transcript of the gene ADGRF2, whose product is annotated as adhesion G protein-coupled receptor F2. Gene Ontology annotation, molecular function: G protein-coupled receptor activity. The transcript has 5 exons. NCBI's taxonomy places the organism in Eukaryota, Metazoa, Chordata, Mammalia, Primates, Indriidae. Gene Ontology annotation, cellular component: membrane. The record is from RefSeq and is a predicted model, not a curated record. The coding region runs from base 1 to 1995 and encodes 664 amino acids. Gene Ontology annotation, biological process: cell surface receptor signaling pathway; G protein-coupled receptor signaling pathway.